CUGCAAAUAGAAAUAUGUUAAGUGAAGGCCAAGAAGGCGCGGGUCGUCUUCUUGUACGCAGUGCUGACGUCUUUUAUCUUCUUUUUGAAAAUUUCUCAUUUAUCUUAUAAAUUUUAUCACUAAUUUAUUAUAAAAUGGCUACAGAAGUUGCUACAAAUCCAGAAAUUCCUUACGUGGGUGCAGUUGAAAAUGGUUUGGUACCUGGAAAAAUGGUAAGAAUUCGUGGUAAAGUUCCUGAAAAUGCUAUCCGAUUUGCUAUUAAUUAUCAAUUGGGACCGAUAUUAAAUCCAAGAGAUGAUAUAGCCAUUCAUAUAUCACCUCGAUUUUCUGAUGGUGUUAUUACAAGAAAUCAUAUUGAAUCUAUGGCAUGGGGAGCAAACGAAAAUGAAGGUCCUAUGUGCAUACAGCCUGGUCAAGAAUUUGAAAUAAUUAUUUUAUGUGAUCAUUUGAAUUAUAAAAUUGCUAUAAAUGGUAGGCACUUUGCAGAAUUUGCACAUCGAUUACCAUACCAGAAAGUAACGUAUUUAGUGAUCGAUGGUGAUGUUGAAAUAUUCAGCAUUAUCUAUGAAAAUGUACCCGUUGGAUCAGCACAUUCCUCAUUGCCUAUAUCAGUUCCAUCUGCAGAUUUUGGCCCUCCUCCACCAGGUGGUUUGUAUCCAAAUCUGGAUACAAAAUCGAUCGAAUCAGGUGGAUAUGGUCCUCCUCCUCCAGGUUAUGGUCCAACACCUUCUACUGGCCCAUCAAAUAGAAAUAAUCAAUCCGGUGAAGAAAAAGAUUCAUUUGGUGGUUUAUUCAGUAAUAUACCUUGGAGUGGAUUAGUUGCUGCAGGUAGUAUUGCUGCAAUAGAACAUGCCAAUAGAAAGAAAGAGGAGGAACGACUUGGAAAAUUAGAUGCUUCCAAUACAUCAACAAAAAGUGACAAUGGUUCAGGACUUUCAAGCACAUUUAUUGGUUUAGCCGCCCAUUUAGCAAACACUGCUAUACAAAGAAACUUACAUGCACAGCAAGGAUAUCCUUCUCAAGGACCUAAUGAUAAUGUUCUUGGAUCUAUCCUUGGAGCAUUAGGUGGGGCUGGAGCACAACGACCAGCAUAUCAGCCACCUCCACCGACUAAUACUGACCCAUUAACUGGAGCAUUGGGAUCUAUUCUUGGUGGUGUUCUUGGAGGUGGUGGAAAUCAGCAACAACAACCGUAUCAACCAUCAGGAGGCUAUGGUGGAUAUUCAGCACCAUAUGGAUCUCAACAAGGAUCCAAUAGUUCAAACUUCUUGUCCGGUAUAGGUUCUGCACUUGGUUCAUCAUUACUAAGUUCUGCUAUAGAUGGAUUAAGUAAACAUGGGAAAGAUAAAUCUCAUGAACAUCCUCCAAGUUACGUAACACCAAAUGCCCCAAUGCCUUCUGCACAUAUGAAUAAUCCUUCAACGUCAGGAGGAAACAAAUUGACAGCAGAUGAAAUAUCUAAAGGACUUGGCCUUGAUGAUUAAAUGCUUAUUUUUAUAGAUGAGGUGAAAAAAAUUAGUUAAAAAAAUGCCUCUAAAUAAGAAAAAUUAUUGCAAAAAUUAUAUCAAAAUCAAUAUAUUGCUCUCUCUUUCUCUAUUUCUCUUUCGAAGAUCUGAAAUAUUAAAUUUUGCAUUUUAUAUACUUGCAAUUAUAUUUGCAGUUUUUGUAUGGCUUAAGAAUAAAUCGUAAAUAUAUGCAAAUAAUUGAAGAAAAAAGCAUGUGUAGAAGCCAAAAAA
Vespa mandarinia (Asian giant hornet) is the source of this 1736-nucleotide messenger RNA. RefSeq lists its product as uncharacterized. NCBI's taxonomy places the organism in Eukaryota, Metazoa, Arthropoda, Insecta, Hymenoptera, Vespidae. Gene Ontology annotation, molecular function: carbohydrate binding; galactoside binding. The record is from RefSeq and is a predicted model, not a curated record.